AUGCAAUUGCUCAUCAUUCUCGCUCUUGUCGGAUCUUCUUUAGCAUUACUAGGAAUCGGCAGGACGCAAUCUGUAGCGGUACAAGGACGGCUAAUUUGCAAUGGACAACCGGCUUCUAAUGUUAAAGUAAAGCUCUACGAAAAGGAAUCCACUUUCGACGUGAAUAUGGCUGAAGGUGUAACAAAUCAAAAUGGAGAAUUUCGACUUACCGGUUCAAAAACCGAGAUCUCAACAAUUGACCCGAAAGUGAACAUCUAUCACAAAUGCAAUUACAAUGGUCUUUGUUACCGAAAGUUCGGCAUUACCAUCCCGGACAAUUACGUCAGCACUGGACAGAAUCCACAACAGACUUUUGACAUUGGAACGAUUAAUCUUGCCAAUCGUUUCACUGGUGAAACUACGGAUUGUAUAAAUUGAAUGUACAUAAUGGAAAUAAAGAAUUUUCCUUU
This is a messenger RNA of Cylicocyclus nassatus, 449 nucleotides long. NCBI's taxonomy places the organism in Eukaryota, Metazoa, Nematoda, Chromadorea, Rhabditida, Strongylidae. The record is from the annotation of a GenBank genome assembly.